AGGCAGAGACAGAGCCAGGAAACAGGGGGAAAACAAAACUGAGAGAAAGUGAGAGAAAAUGAGGGAAAUUUGUUUUUAAACCCUCCAAAUUUUCUCUCCUUGUAUUAUCUGUAUACAAUUAUCAACACUUAUUCUUUAAAAAUCAUAGAAAAAAAAGAAAAGAAACACAACAAAUUUAUGAGUUCUCUGUUUUUAACCUCUUCCUUUGACAAAGCUUUUUCAUUAUAAGAGAAGGAAAAAAUCAUUCUGAAUAUAAAAUAUUUUUAUGAUUUGGGUUUUGAAAAUUAAUUUAAAUGAAUUGAAAUUCUGAAUUGAGUUUGAAAAAGAAAUUGUGAUAUAUUUUGUAAUUUUUGAGUAAAAAAGAAUGGGAUUGGAAUUGAUUUCACAAGUUUCCGUAAUAUCAGUUUUGGAAGAAGUUAUUCAACAGCAUGGAAAUCGAAUUGAAGAUGUUGCUAAUUUGGUUUCGAGAAAUACCGACGAAGCUUCUUUGCAAAGAAAUGAUGCUGCUGGGUGGCUGAGAAAAACAGUUGGUGUUGUACUUGGUAAAGAUUUGCCAGCUGAGCCUUCUGAAGAAGAAUUCAGGCUUGGGUUGCGAAGUGGAAAGAUCCUUUGCACUGUUCUAAAUAAGAUUAAACCUGGAUCUGUACCAAAAGUGUUGGAAGGGCCUAGUGAUUCAAUUAUUAUUCCUGAUGGGGCUCCUUUAUCACCAUACCAAUUAGAGAAUCUGAGGAACUUCAUUGCAGCUAUUGAAGAAAUGGGAAUUCCAACUUUUGAAACCUCAGAUUUGGAACAGGGUGGGAACUCUUCAAGGAUUGUGCAGUCUGUUCUAGCAUUGAAGUCUUACAGUGAAUGGAAAAGAAGUGGUGGAAUUGGUACAUGGAAAUAUUUAGAAAAUUCCAAACCACCAUGUUUCCCGAAACCGAAACCAUUCACGCGAAGAAACAGCGAACCAUUCAUGCAUACCUUUUCAAGGACAAUGUCAUUGGGUGACAAAUCAGCAGAUAGCUUCAACAGUGAGCAGUCGGAAAUCAGCUACGCAGGUUCCAUUCCUUCUUUGCACCUGCUAGUUCGUGCAGCUCUUUUAAAUAAGAAGCAAGACGAGAUUCCAAUGAUCGUGGAAUCUAUGAUAAAGAAAGUAUCGGAGGAGUACGAGCGUCGCUUGGCAAGCCAUACUGAACUGAUUAAAAGUAGUCCAAAGGAUACGGAAGAAUCGGUCCCUGGUAAUUCUCUUUCUCGAACUGCUUCAUGUGAUGACAAGAUUAAAAGUAGUCCAAAGGAUACGGAAGAAUCGGUCCCUGAUAAUUCUCUUUCUCGAACUGCUUCAUGUGAUGACAAGAUUAAAAGUAGUCCAAAGGAUACGGAAGAAUCGGUCCCUGAUAAUUCUCUUUCUCGAACUGCUUCAUGUGGUAACGUUGAGGUAGACGUAGAAGUAGAGGCACCAGCGGAGGAAACAAUUGAUGAUGAAUCAUCAAUCGAGUCAGAGAAAAAGGAACUUCCGAAUGAGGAGUGCAAUACUGAUGAGGAAGCAACAAGACAUCUUUUGAAACAGAAGACAUUGGUUGAACAACAACGACAACAUCUUCUGGAAUUGAAGCAUAGUCUUCAUGCGACAAAAGUAGGUAUGGAACUUUUGCAGGUGACUUACCGCGAAGAGUUUAACAAUCUAGGUAAACACUUGCACAGUAUAGCUUAUGCGGCUAUGGGAUAUCAAAGAGUUCUUGAAGAAAACCGCAAGUUAUACAAUCAAGUGCAGGACCUGAAAGGGUCUAUAAGAGUAUACUGCCGAGUAAGGCCAUCUUUGAGUGGGCAAUCGAACAAUUUGAGUUGUGUAGAGCACAUAGAUGACACAACUAUCACAGUUCUCACCCCUACAAAAACCGGCAAAGAGGGACGAAAAUCAUUUACUUUUAACAAGAUAUUCAGUCCUUCUGUAACCCAAGCGGAGGUUUUCUCUGAUACCCAACCUUUGAUUCGAUCUGUUCUAGAUGGUUAUAAUGUUUGUAUAUUUGCUUAUGGUCAAACGGGAUCAGGGAAAACUUAUACUAUGUCUGGGCCUACAGAGCUCACAGAGGAAGGCUUAGGUGUAAACUACAGGGCAUUGGGUGAUCUAUUUGAACUCUCAAACCAGAGGAAAGAAACUAUUUCCUACGAAAUUUCGGUGCAAAUGCUUGAAAUUUACAAUGAGCAAGUUAGGGAUCUCCUCGCAUCUGAUGGUCUAAAUAAAAGACUAGAAAUCCGUAACAGCUCUCAAAAUGGGAUUAAUGUACCUGAAGCUCACCUUGUGCGUGUAUCAUCAACAUCUGAUGUCAUAAACUUGAUGAACCUUGGGCAAAAAAAUCGUACAGUUUUCUCUACAGCCAUGAAUGACAGGAGUAGUCGAUCUCACAGCUGCUUGACAGUUCACGUUCAAGGAAAAGACCUCACAUCAGGAAACAUUAUUCAUGGCUGUAUGCAUCUGGUUGACCUGGCAGGAAGUGAAAGGGUGGAUAAAUCUGAGGUGAUGGGAGAUCGGUUAAAAGAGGCACAGUACAUCAACAAAUCCCUUUCUGCUUUAGGUGAUGUGAUUGCGGCUCUUGCUUCAAAAGGUUCACAUGUUCCCUAUAGAAACAGUAAACUCACUCAGUUGCUCCAAGAUUCACUUGGAGGACAAGCCAAAACACUUAUGUUUGUUCACAUUGCUCCCGAGUACGAAGCUUCUGGAGAAACAAUUAGCACGCUUAAAUUUGCAGAAAGGGUAGCCACAGUUGAGCUCGGUGCUGCUAAAGUAAACAAAGAUAGUGGAGAAGUGAAAGAGCUUAAAGGACAGAUAUCUAGUCUAAAAGCUGCCUUAACCACAGCGAAAAAGGAAGGAGAGCCUGAGCAACUGCAACGUAGCCAAACCAUAUCCAUAUCCAGUAGCCCAGAAAUAAUCAUACCAAGUCUUGGAACAUCCCCUUCUCUUCCAAAAUCGCAAAGUUCCAGUGACCACUCUAGCAGUGUCACUAAUGCAGAGAAUGAGUCUUCAACCACAUCUAGGAGAGAUAGUUUGGAAAUCCAAGAGAUGUUGGCAAAUCCAUCACUUUGGCCACCUCUUGGAAAGCCAGCUUCAAGUGCUAAGGAGGAUAAUAAAGAUUCAGCUUCUGGCAGGUGGAAUGAAACACUCAUGGUGAACAAGAAUGACAAGAAGGAUCCAAUUCCAGCGGCAGGCAAUGCUCGAUGGAAUCCAACCAAGGUAUACCCGGAACAAAACUUGAAUAAACUCACCGCAAACAAAAACACUAAGGGCAACCAAGACCAUGAUCAGCAACGAAUUCGGCUCGAAAUUGGCUCUACCGAUGAUUCUUCUGAUCUUGAUGAGUGUUCGGAGAUCGACUCAGUUUGGCAAUCCAGCAUUCCGAAAGUCACCAACAAUAAUAGUCCAAAUGGGUUGGCAUCUAAACCAAAGAAACAGCAAUACAAUCAUGUAGCAAAGCCUAAGAGCACAGAUUUCAAGAGUGCAAUUCCAUCACUAAUUCCUUCACCAUCAACCCGGAAACCGUCUAAUGGAGCCAAUCCAAAUACGAACAAGCCAAAGCGGAAAACUGGAUAUUCAAAGUGAUUAAACUACAAUGUUAAGAGAACUGGCUUCCUCAUUUCAUUUCUUUUUCUUUCUUUGUGAAAUUUGUAUCCCUUUUCUUGCCCUUCUUACUUGUACUAUCACUUAGUUGCACUGAAAAGGAGAUACCGACAUAUAUAAAAAGUGGCAACAAUUUUGGGUUGCCUUGUGUUUAGUGCAGGUAAUCAUAAUCCCUAUGAUGAUCAUCUACCUUCUUGAUGUGAUUCGGAAAUUCUUUUGUUUUUUUUUUUCUUUUAUUUUUCUCCCUUUCUCCCUCUAUUGUUCUUCUUGUAGCAUUAAGGACUUGAAGGAGGAAAUUGUAUUAUAUGGAGUACUUUGGCAUCUUUGGUUUACUUUUUGCCAUAUGAAGAUUUUUAAGUAUUAA
Gossypium raimondii (Peruvian cotton) is the source of this 3959-nucleotide messenger RNA. RefSeq names its product kinesin-like protein KIN-14F. Gene Ontology annotation, molecular function: microtubule binding; microtubule motor activity; ATP binding. Lineage: Eukaryota; Viridiplantae; Streptophyta; Magnoliopsida; Malvales; Malvaceae. The transcript is spliced from 21 exons. Gene Ontology annotation, biological process: microtubule-based movement. The coding region runs from base 365 to 3577 and encodes 1070 amino acids. The record is from RefSeq and is a predicted model, not a curated record.